Rasamsonia emersonii CBS 393.64 is the source of this 1905-nucleotide messenger RNA. RefSeq names its product Small nucleolar ribonucleoprotein complex subunit. Bases 1 to 1905 code for a protein of 634 amino acids. Gene Ontology annotation, molecular function: protein binding. Gene Ontology annotation, cellular component: small-subunit processome; Pwp2p-containing subcomplex of 90S preribosome. The record is from RefSeq and is a predicted model, not a curated record. NCBI's taxonomy places the organism in Eukaryota, Fungi, Ascomycota, Eurotiomycetes, Eurotiales, Trichocomaceae. The transcript has 4 exons. Gene Ontology annotation, biological process: rRNA processing.
AUGUCUCGUGUCAAGGAAAAGGCGCGAGAGGCCAAGGCCUCCGCCGGAGCAGAUCCGUCUCCUUUCGAGGAGGACAAGUCAAUUUCGAGGCAGUUCCACGACAAAGAAGAGGACGAUGUCAGCCAAGACCAAGAUCACAAUGAAUCCAGCGAUGAGGACGUCCCGGAACCAGACGAAACGGAGAAGAAACUGGAGAAGCUGUUGUUCGGAGAUGACGAGGGCUUUCACGAGGCAUUGAAGAGCCAUCGGAGUCGACAAACGACCGAUAUUGAUAUGAUGAGCGGCGAUGAAGGCGCCGGCGGGGAUGACAAGAGCGCAGAGGAUGAUCAGGAUAUGGACGGCAUCGCAGAUGCUGAUCUAUUUUUCCUCGAUUCAGGCACAGUCGAGGCACCCGGUGCUGUUGUUCCCGCCGCUACGACGCCAUCCGAUAAGGAGGAGGAGGAAGAGGAGACGGACGAGUUUGGCAAUCCUGUUCAGCCGCCCGUUUGGGUGGACAGCGAUGAUGAGCGCUUGACUAUUUCUCUGGCGGGCAACCAGCGACUGAGGAAAUUGCGCGUCACCGAGUCGGAGGAUCUCAUCAGCGGGAAGGAGUACAUUCGACGACUACGCAGGCAGUACCUGCGGCUGCAUCCCACGCCCGAAUGGGCCAAUCCCCAGAGGAACGCAAAGCGGAGGAAGAGGGCCGGCAGCAUGGGUAGCAGCGACUCUGACGUCUCGAGUGUGGACGAGAUGGAUACCGAUGAUGAGAGCGAACUGUCAACGCAACCGCUGGCCAAGCUCCUCCAGAGUGCUGGCGAUCUUUUGAGACAGGAACGGAAGACCGGUGGUGAAAGGAGACUGCGCCAGGAGGUCAUAGACAUUCAGCGACUCAAGGAUGUCGGGGGCGAUCAGCCGUCUUCUAUAGAUUCUCUUUCCUUUCACCCUCAUUACCCACUUCUGCUCUCCUCCGGUCCAGCGUCGACACUGUUCCUGCAUCAUAUCUCUCCAGACGCGCCGUCGCCGAAUCUUCUCGUUACUUCACUUCACAUCCGACACACACCCAUCCAUACCUCGGCGUUUGCUCCGCCCACGGGGAAUAGGAUCUUUGCGUCCGGCCGUCGGCGGUACUUCCACAUCUGGGAUCUGGAUACAGGAAAGGUGGAGAAGGUCAAGGCUACGGCAGCCCGCAAGGAGGAACAGAGGUCUAUGGAGCGAUUCAAGCUGUCACCGUGCGGACGGUAUAUCGGGCUGGUCGGGACGGCGCGCAAGGGCGGCGGCCUGAUCAAUGUCCUGGAUUCCACGUCCGGGAAAUGGAUUGCCCAGGUGCGCGUCGAUGGCCGGGGCGGCGUCGCCGACUUUGCAUGGUGGAGUGACGGCGAGGGGAUGUGUGUUGCGAGCAAGAACGGCGAGAUAUCGGAAUGGGAUGGACGACUCCGCCGGGUUGUUGCACGCUGGACGGAUGAGGGCGCUGUGGGCACGACCGUGAUCAGUCUGGGCGGGUCGUCGGGGCGGCCGCAGCUGGGAGGAGACCGGUGGGUUGCGGUGGGCAGCUCGAGCGGCAUCGUCAAUGUCUACGACCGACGCCCGUGGGCGGCGGCGGUGGCCCAGGCUGAGUCGUCGAAGAAGAAGGAUAUUCAAGAGGCGAUCCCUCGCAAUCCCAAGCCGGUGCGCAUGCUGGACCAGCUGACGACGCCGAUCAGUCAUCUCGUCUUCUCGGCGGACGGCCAGCUUAUGGUGAUGACCAGCCGAUGGAAGAGGGACGCUUUAAGAUUGGUCCAUCUGCCAUCCUGCACCGUCUACCGCAACUGGCCGACUUCCAACACCCCGUUUGGCCGGAUUUCGUCCGUAGCCAUCUCGCCCGAGUCCAAUCUUCUGGCUGUGGGCAACGAGCAGGGUCGGAUCCGACUGUGGGAGAUUCACGGUUGA